Messenger RNA from Otolemur garnettii (small-eared galago), 3084 nucleotides. RefSeq names its product adhesion G protein-coupled receptor D2 (gene ADGRD2). The record is from RefSeq and is a predicted model, not a curated record. Gene Ontology annotation, biological process: cell surface receptor signaling pathway; adenylate cyclase-activating G protein-coupled receptor signaling pathway. Gene Ontology annotation, cellular component: membrane. Gene Ontology annotation, molecular function: G protein-coupled receptor activity. Lineage: Eukaryota; Metazoa; Chordata; Mammalia; Primates; Galagidae.
AUGGAGCAGUUGGUGGCAGGAGCCGGGGGACCCGGAGAGCAGGUUUUCGCUGGAGGGGACAUGAGCUUUAUUUCCCUCUUGGUUGCUGACAAUCUGAAAGUUCUCAGAACCUUCAGAAUAGCACACGGAACAGUGUACCAUCCACCCUGAUUACUCUCCUUCUUAGCCCCGGUGGCCCCUGGUGAGAUGGUGGAGACUGCAGGUGGGGUGUGCAAGUUCCCCGGACAGUGGCUGAGCUGGUGGCAGGCCCAAGAGUCCUGUGAGCAGCAGUUUGGCCACCUAGCACGGCAGCCUCCCGAUGGGGUUCUUGCUGCAAGGCUACGCGACCCGGUCUGGGUGGGCCAAAGAGAGGUUCCUCCGCAGAGACCCCCACAGAGGCUCACGCAUACCACGGCCAUGCUGGUGUUCCGCGAAAGGACUGCAGACAGGGCGGCACGGCUGCGGACACCCCUGCCCACGCUGAGGGCGCUGACUGCCUGCGCGCACGUGCAGUGGGACACCGCCUCGUCCAACACUGCCACGCUCUUCUCUGUCGCUGUGCCCGCGCAGGCCAAUGCGCUGCAGCUGCGCGCCUUCGCUGGGCGAGGCGGCGUGGUGCGCGCUGCGCUGGUAGUCCGCGGGCACCACGGGCCCUUCCUCGACGCCUUCCGCGCCGACGGCCGCUGGCACCACGUGUGCGCCACUUGGGAGCAGCGUGGAGGACGCUGGGCGUUGUUCGCAGACGGGCGGCAGCGAGCUGGGGCGCAAGGACUGGGCGCCGGCCACUCGCUGCCCCCCGGCGGCAUCCUGGUGUUGGGCCAGGAUCAGGACUCCCUUGGCGGCGGCUUCUCCGCGCGUGACGCCUUCAGCGGGAACCUCACCGACUUCCACCUGUGGGCUCGGACGCUGAGCCCAGCGCAGCUGCAGCAAGCACGAGCCUGCGCGCCGCCUCGCGACGGCCUGCUCUUCAGCUGGGACCCGGGCGCCCUGGACGUCACGCCCUCGAUGCUGCCCACCGUGCGGGUGCGCCUCCUCUGUCCCGUGCCCUCAGAGGAGUGCCCCACGUGGAACCCAGGUCCUCACACCCGGGGCUCGGAGCUCUGCCUGCAGCCGCGGCCCUUCCUCUGCUGCUACCGCACAGAGACCUAUUGGCACCUGCAGGAUGCCCGGUCAUGGCCUGGCCAGGAUGUCAUCAGCCAAGUUAAUGCCUUGGCCAAUGCUACUGUGCUCCUCCCAGAUCCCCUCUCUGAAGCCCACGGAGUCCUGUCCUUGGCUGAGGCCUCCAGCUUCCUGAGCACCCUGGAGAGCGUCCUGGUGAAGGAGGCAGCUCCCCUGGGACCAGCUGCACUGCUGGCUGUUAUGCACUUCCUGAAGAGGGUGACAGCCCUCGGGGCUGGGGAACCAGAGCCCUUGAUGGGGCCUUGGGAGCAGCUGGGCCAGGGUGUCAUGUCUGUGGCCAGCCUGGUCCUGGAGGAGCAGGUGGCUGGCGCAUGGCUGUCCAUCAGUGAGGUGGUUGGCGGACCUAUGGCCCUGGUGGCCAUCGUGCAGCGCCUGGCGCCCCUGCUGAGCACCAUGCUGACCUCAGAGCGGCCCCAAAUACACAUGCAGUACCACCACGCUGGCUUUUCUGGAGUCUCCAUGGUGCACAGCUGGUUCACCUCAAGUAUCUUCCAGAAUGCCCUGGGAGGGCCUGGCCUACAGCCCCAGGCCUCUAACAGCUUGGACCAGGCGAGUGAGGUGCAGAGGUUCCUAAGCACCCAAGUGGGAUCAGCCAUCAUCUCUUCUGAGGUAUGGGAUGUCACUGGGGCAGUCAGCACAGCUGUGACCUUUCACCUGCAGCACCAGGCCCAGAGCCUUCUGUUCCCUCCCCACCCAAGCCCAGACACAGGGGGAGCCUGGGCCACCAGUGGCUGCUCCAUGGCUGCCUUGUACCAGAACUCAGUCGCCUGCUUCUGCAAUCACAGCACCAACUUUGCCAUCCUGUUGCAGGUGUACGACGUCCAGAGAAGUCCUGAGGAGGAGUCGCUGCUGAGGACUCUGUCAUUUGUGGGCUGUGGUGUCUCCUUCUGUGCCCUUGCUACCACCUUCUUGCUCUUCCUGGUGGCCGGGGUCCCCAAGUCGGAGCGAACCACAGUCCACAAGAACCUCACCUUCUCCCUGGCCUCUGCUGAGGGCUUCCUCAUGGCCAGCGAGUGGGCAAAGGCCAACAAGGUGGCAUGUGUGGCCGUCACAGCUGCAAUGCACCUCCUCUUUUUGGUCGCGUUCUCCUGGAUGCUGGUGGAGGGACUCCUGCUGUGGAGCAAGGUAGUGGCCGUGAACAUGCGCCCAGGCCCCAGGAUGAGGCUCUACUAUGUCACAGGCUGGGGCAUGCCUGUGGGCAUCGUGGCCAUCACCCUGGCUGCAUUCCCUCGUGACUACGUGGCCCCUGGACACUGCUGGCUCAAUGUGCACACAGACACCAUCUGGGCCUUCGUGGGGCCUGUGCUCUUUGUGCUGACUGUCAACACCUGCAUCCUGGUGCGUGUGGUGAUGGUCACCGUGUCCAGUGCCCGCCGCCGUACUCGCAUGCUGAGCCCACAGCCCUGCCUGCAGCAGCAGGUCAGGAUCCAGAUAUGGGCCACAGUGAAGCCAGUGCUGGUUCUGCUGCCAGUCCUGGGCCUGACCUGGCUGGUUGGCAUCCUGGUGCACCGUGGCCCCGCCUGGUCCUACACCGCCAUGGGCCUCAAUGCCCUCCAGGGGCCGUACAUCUUCCUGGUUUAUGCAGCCUGCAACGGGGAGGUGUGGAGUGCCCUGCAGAGGACAACUGAGAAGGCAGCUGAGGGACCCAUGGCCCCAGAAUCCCCACAGCCUUCUCCUCCAUUGCAGAACCCGAGAGACCGUUACCAUGCUGCAGGGCCCUGGGAGCAGCGGGAGCUGCUGCCCAUGUGCUGGCAGGCCCUGAAUGCCAAGGCCAUGGGGGAGGGAGGAGUGAUUGCCAAGGUGGCUAAGAGAAAGGGGGAGCAUAGAGAUGGAGCCCACCCCCCUGAUGGGCCCCUCUAUCCUCAGGUUGUGGAGCUGACGGCAUUCAAAGCUUCAGCCUCACUGCACCAGGAGGAGGUGAUUUGA